Nezara viridula (southern green stink bug) is the source of this 1708-nucleotide messenger RNA. The record is from the annotation of a GenBank genome assembly. Lineage: Eukaryota; Metazoa; Arthropoda; Insecta; Hemiptera; Pentatomidae.
UGAACAUGUGACUUAUCGAAGGGGAUAGGAGGUUUUUAGUGACCUCUUCGAAGAAUACAUUCACCACAAGCUCAAACACAAAAUUUUGGAACAUAUCUUCUAAAUUCGCUGUACUUCAAUCCAGAACCAUGUCAUCACAAAGCACGCCGAGGAAAACUGUAGCACGUCGCAAGACUGGACCAAAAAGAACUUCGAAAAGUGUUAGUAAGCUCCGAGAGGAGCGGGUGAAGAGGAACGCGGACAGAUCGGGGAGCAAGAAGCAGGACCAUUGGACCAAGAUGGAGGAGGUUCUGAACCACCUCGGAGUGGUGGGCCUCGGGGAUGGGGUGCCGAUCAUGAUCCAGCAGGCAGUGAGGCAGAAGCUAGCCGCAUCCAGGAGGGCUCUCCAGAAGAGAGGAGAUCCUCUGGACAUCACCAAACCGCUCCUCGACCUCUCCAGCAUCAUCAGCGACCACGGCAUCAAGACGGGGGCCGUCAUCAACCGUCAUCUCAGCGGCAUCAGAUUCAUCAUGGAAGAGGACGCCAAGGAAAAUGCAGAUGAACGCACUGGAGUGGCAUCUAGAACUCCACCGGGGAAGAAGGACAUUAAAGGAGUCGAGAUGAAGAAGAUGCUCGACAGAGCGAAAGGAAUCCUCAACCAACUUUCGGACAUGAACGAACUGAGGCUGGCGAUAAAGAAUUCCGUAGAAACAAUCCUGAAGACAGCUGGAUACCUCUUGGAAAACACAACGCCCGCCAUCUACAGGCUCGACACGGAAUAUGACAAAGUGGGUCUGCCCAAAAAUAAUAACGCACCGGAUUUCGAAUUGCCGUCAAAGACUUACAACUGGAAAAAGAUAGAGGGGGUUCUAGACCACGUGAUGAGGGUGUGCCAGAGGCCCAACAUCGCCAGGGACCUCCAGCAGAUCAUGAUGACCAAGGUCUGCGCUUCCAGGAAGUUCUUCCUCCGCCGAUCGGACCCUAUCCAGAUCUGCAAGCCCCUCCACGAGCUGAUAGACGUCCUCAACAGGCACGGGCUGCAGUCGAGCGAGGCUGCGAAGUCACAGCUGGAGGACGUGCAGGCGAUAUCCAUCUCGACGCUAGACAAUGAAGAUACGAAUUCAAAUGCGGCCUCGUUUCGAGAUAAGAACUGCCUGGAUGUGAGGAAAGCCCUGAGUCAAGCCAAGACCUACCUCAACUACCUCUCAGAAAUUAACGAGCUGAAAAUGAUCAUCAAGAACUCGGCCGACCUGAUCCAGGGUGGCGGCAUCUACACCGUGGAAGACCUGCCCAGCAUACUGACCGACGUGGAGUACGACUGCGUUUGGGAUGUGGCCGGAUUGGUGCGAGAAGUUGACAAGGUUCACUUGCCGAACAACCUAAAGGUAGCUGUGAAGGUGACCAUGGCCAGGAUGAAGAAGAUCCUGGCAACCCCUUCGGGGAACGCCAGUCUGCAGGAACACCUGGAGAACCUGAGGGCUUCGCUGAAGAGGAAGACUCCGGAGGACAUCGCAGUGGCGUGUUACGCCCUCAUAGCCGCAGUCACCGACUUCCAGAAUAGUCACUGGAGUGGAGAUCGAACAUAAUAUAUUUUUAUUGUUCUUACCUAACUACAGUCAACCGAACGUGGUCGGAAUAUGAUUAUAUAAAUAUUAAAUUAAUUUAUUUACACAAUAUUUAAGUUAUAUUAUUUAUAAGAAAAUUCUUACAUUAGAUAACUCAUUUCUCU